This is a messenger RNA of Parathielavia appendiculata, 1413 nucleotides long. Its product is annotated as FAD/NAD(P)-binding domain-containing protein. The record is from RefSeq and is a predicted model, not a curated record. Gene Ontology annotation, molecular function: oxidoreductase activity. The transcript has 2 exons. The coding region runs from base 1 to 1413 and encodes 470 amino acids. Lineage: Eukaryota; Fungi; Ascomycota; Sordariomycetes; Sordariales; Chaetomiaceae.
AUGAGAAUUUUCGGUAGUCUCAUCGUCUCCACCGUCUGCGUUGCCGCUACCUGGCUUCCUGAAGUCAUCACCAGGGAUGUCGCCAUCAUUGGUGGUGGCGCCAGCGGCGCAUAUGCCGCCGUCAGAUUGAAGGAGGAUUUCAACAAGAGCAUUGUUCUGGUCGAGAAGGCUAAUCGAUUGGGUGGCCACGUCGACACAUACAAGGACCCUAAGACGGGCAAUUGGUAUGAUUUUGGCGUCCAGAACUGGAACGAUUAUGGCCCGGCGAAAGCCUUCUUUGACCGCAUGGGCGUGCCCGUCGGCGCCCCAGGCCGCAACGUGCUUGCUUCGCGGUAUGCAGAUUUCACCACGGGCGCCGGCGUCAACUUCACCCCGCCCGCCAAUGCUGACCGCGUCGCCGCCCUGGGCCGCUUUCUCAACGCCACCGCUCCCUACGAGCAGUACUUUCUGCCUGGUUACUGGAACUGGCCAGCUCCCGAUAAGAUCCCCGAGGACCUCCUCCUGCCCUUUUCGGACUUUGUCGAGAAGUACGACAUUCGCGACUCCGUCAACCAGGUAUUCCAGGUCACUGGCAUGGGCGUCGGCGACAUGUCCAAUGCCCUCACCCUCUAUGUCCUCGGCGCGUUCGGCCCUCCCAUGAUGCGCGCCUUCCUCGGCCAGGGGGCCAGCUUCACGCCAGACACGCGCCGCAACAUCGCGCUUUACGAAGCCAUCCAGACCCGCCUCGGCGCCAACGUCCUGCUCAGCACCGUCGUCACCUCAUCCAUCCGCACCAACCUCGGCCAUACCCUCUAUACCAAAUCCGCCGACGGCAAAGCCCGAAUCAUCAUCGCCCGCAAGCUCCUUAUGGCGAUCGAACCCACCCCGGCAAACAUGGAACCCUUCAGCCUGGACCAGGCGGAGCAAUCCGUCUUCUCCAAGUUCAAGUUUUCGACCGUGCAAGCGGGCAUCGUCGCCCACCCGUCGCUGCCCAUCAACGGCACCAUCAUCAACACCCCCGCCGCCGCCGCCCCAAAUAAUUACCUCGUCCUCCCCAAGCCCGACUUCGUCGUUCGCUUCGACCACAUGGGCGGCGGGUCUGACCUAUUCCGCGUCCUGGUAGUCGGCGCCGGCGUCGUGACCGUGCAGCAGGCGCAGGACAUGGUGCGGCAGGACCUGGCCCGACUGAUCGCCGCGGGCACGCUGCCGGCCACGGCGGACCCGGCGGCGCUGCUCGAGUUCAGGGCCUGGGCUGACCACGGCGGGAUGCAUAUGCAUGCGUCUGCGAAGGAGUUGAGGGACGGGUUUGUUCAAAAGUUGUAUGCGCUCCAGGGGCGGAGGGGGACGUGGUGGACGGGUGGGGCGUUUUCGGUGCAGUUUCAGUCGAUUCUGUGGGCUUAUGAUGACGUGUUGUUGCCCAAGAUGCUUGCUUAG